CGUCGCGCCCCCGGAUUCUUGUUCUUCUUUUAUGCUGUCGAUCAAGAACCACCAAGUGGCAGUGGGCUGUGGGAUCAGAGCAGAAGGAAGAAGCAUGGACGCCUAACCUGUAUUUCGAUGGGGCAGUUUUUAAUUUUCUUGAAAUAGGGUUGAUCAUUUGGAGUGGUCUUGUUCCUCAUGAUCCAACAGCAGACUAAAUUAUGCCUUGGUACCAUGAAAAUGGUACCAUGGCCAGCUCUAUUACGCGGUGUCUCCAAAGCUCUGAGGCCAUCAUUUAUGAAUGGCCAGGUUUCAAUAUUACCCUACAGCUGCACAUCAACUCUGGCACAAAUCCAAACUCCACCAGCCAAUGAAACUGAAAAGAAUAAUGACUCUCUUAAAGUCCAAACCAGUGCGGCAGAUACUACUGCUCCUGCAGAACAUUUGAAAGAAGUUGCUGUCAUAAUGAAGGUGAAGGAAGUGGCCUCAGCUUUAGAACUUUGUGCCAACUUUAACUCACAUCAGCGUUUUGAAGCUUUGAGGAAUUUUGUUGCGAUAAAAACCCGCCCUUUACCUUUAAUUCAGAGUAUUACUGAGGGUUUAAUAACAUCAGCUGAUGAACUCGAUAUGAAGCAGCUUAGUGAUCUACUUUUCCUCAUGGGAAAACUCAACUACAUGAAUGAGGACAUUCUCUCAAAAACUUGUGAAGCUAUCAAAACAAAACUAGACAAAACUAAAACUGCCGCUGUAGUGGGUUCAUCUAUCGCAAGUCUAAGAUAUUUUAAAUGGAAAGAUCCAGAACUUUUGGACCAGUUCAGUAUCUGGAUUGAGAGAAACUUUGAGAAGUUCUCCAACCCAUCAUCAUUUAUACUGACCUUAGCUUUGCAGAACCAUUCCCCUCCUAACCUGGAGGAGUUAUUAAAGCUCACAUGGAGUGAAUGGAUUGAAAUGAGGAGAUGUUCUCCAGUAGAUACAGUCAACUUUGUUUGGGCUGUCCAAGCGUUGAACUCCCAGUUUGAAAAUGAAAAGAUGAGACAGAUUAUAAAUCUAUUUCUUGAGAACAGAUUUUUGAGAACGCUUGAUUCAAGACCUCAAUCACUUCCUGUUUGGCGUAAAUUGUGCAACUUGCAUGCUGUUGCCAAGUCCACAUCAGGUUUGACUGAUACUUUUGCAAUCCCAGAUGAUAUAAAAACUCUGAUGUCCGCUAAAAGCCAGCAUAAAGACCAACUAGUGUCGGAAGUUCUGCAACUUCUUUUUAGUGACUUGGAUAGUAAUCUAUAUACCAGAGAUGUACCCUCAGGAAUGGGCUUUCCUAUAGAUAUAUUGUUUUGUUUGGAUGACAAGAUGAAAGCAACCCAAUUGCAUCUAUCAGCUGGGUCAAAGAUUGCUGUGAUGAUUCAUUCGUACCAUGAAUGCUGUCAACCCACCAAGGAACCAAGUGGAGUAAGAUCAUUUGAAAUGAGGCUUCUGCAAGAAGAAUUCAAAGUUAUUUCUGUUCCUUACCACAUUUUAGGUGGAGGAUAUGCACAAGUGCAUGAGUAUUUUGAUUCUGUUCUAAACAAACUAGUUAAAAGUUAGUUAAAUACUUUUCUAUCAUUUCCUGAAUUGUGUAAAAGUAAUGAUGUGUACAGUGCUUUGUUUUCUUACAAUUUAUGAAUUCUCAUAGCUUGAUGAAUAGAAUCAAACCGCCACAUUUCAGCCAAAUCGACCCUGAUGAAUGUAUGUUGACUGUUCAUGUUUGGGACUGAUGUUAUCAGCUUGUUACAUAAUAAACUAUGAGACCCAA
This is a messenger RNA of Thrips palmi, 1765 nucleotides long. RefSeq lists its product as uncharacterized. The record is from RefSeq and is a predicted model, not a curated record. The transcript has 10 exons. The coding region runs from base 178 to 1557 and encodes 459 amino acids. Lineage: Eukaryota; Metazoa; Arthropoda; Insecta; Thysanoptera; Thripidae.